GGAAUUCACAAAACCAUACCCUCAAGAAAAAGAGAGUAAAUGGAUCCAACAUCCUAUAAAAAUCUCCACCAACUUCUGCACCAAAUGACUCAUUCUCCACAUGGACGAAGCAUCAUUGUUCACUUCAUCUCUUUUCCUUUCAUCUUCUUCUUCCUUUUGAUCCUCUUCUUCCUAAUUUCACUUAAACUCUUAUCCAACAAAAACCCAGAAAUAAAAAACUUACCACCAUCGCCACCACAACUCCCAAUAAUUGGCAACCUUCACCAAUUAGGCAACCUCCCACAUCGCUCAAUGGCAUCUCUUUCAGAGAAAUAUGGUCCUCUAAUGCUUCUCAAACUAGGCCGAACCCCAACACUCAUUGUCUCAUCAUCCAAACUAGCAAAAGAAGUAAUGAAAUCCCAUGACAACAUCUUCUCAAGCAGAUCCCAAAACACAGCUGCAAAAUGCUUACUUUAUGGAUGCCGUGAUCUGGCCUUUGCUUCCUAUGGAGAGCAUUGGAGACAAGCCAAGAAAUUGUGUGUUUUGGAGCUUUUGAGUCCCAAAAGAGUUGAGUAUUUCCAAUAUAUUAGAGAGGAAGAAGUUGAAAAUCUCUUAAAAAGGAUUGGUAGUGAGUCGUGUGGUGUGAUCAAUCUCAACCAACUUUUUGUAUCAACUUCAAACCAUAUAGUGGGGAGAUGUGUUUUGGGUGAGAACUAUAAGGAAGAAAAGGAUGGGUUUGGUGAAGUUACAAGGAAGGAUAUGGUGCUUUUAACAAGGUUUUGUGUUGGGGAUGCUUUUCCUUGGUUUGGAUGGAUUGAUGUGUUGAGUGGAUUUCGUGGAGAACUCAAAGCUUGUUUUGAAACAUUGGAUAAGCUUUUUGAGAAAGUGAUUGAAGAGCGUAGGGAAAAAUUGAAGAUUGGUGAUGAUAAUAAUGGAUGUUGUGAUGAGAAGGACUUUGUGGGGAUUAUACUCAAAUUGCAACAACAAGAUGCUCUUCAUUAUCAUUUCACUAUGGAAGAUUUCAAAGCAAUUUUACUGGAUAUGUUUGUAGGUGGAACAGACACAACAGCAACAGGUUUAGAAUGGACAAUGGCAGAGCUGAUGAGAAACCCAACAAUCAUGAAAAAAGUUCAAGAAGAGGUCAGAACAAUAGUUGGUAAAAAACCAAAGAUUGAAACAAACGACAUUCAAAAAAUGGAUUACAUGAAAUGUGUUAUAAAAGAAUCUCUAAGGCUCCAUCCUCCUAUUCCCCUCAUGCUUCCAAGAGAAACAAUCGAAAGUGUCAACCUUGAAGGUUACCAAAUUCCACCAAAAACAAGGGUUUGGAUCAAUGCUUGGGUAAUUCAAAGAGACCCCAUGAUGUGGGAAAACCCAAAUAAGUUCAUACCAGAGAGAUUCAUGGAGGAAAAGAAAGCAGUUGAUUUCAAAGGUCAUGACUUUGAGUUCAUUCCAUUUGGGAGUGGAAGAAGGAAGUGCAUUGGAAUGUCAUUUGGAAUUGCUUCUUUUGAAUAUAUAUUGGCCAAUCUUCUUUACUGGUUUGAUUGGAAGCUUCCAGAUGGGGAGUUGUUGGAUAUGACUGAAGAAAAUGGUCUGUCUGUUUUUAAGAAACUUCCUCUCAUGCUUAUCCCAAUUCCAUUUUCUCCCUAAUCUUUUGGUGUUUUUCCUUAAGCAUUAGGUGUAUUGAGUGAGUGAGUGAGUGAGUAUAUAUAGUAACGUGUUUGUUUAUGAAGUCACAAUGUGAAAUAUCCAUGUUUGUGAAAUAUAUAUGUUUAGAAAAAUUAUUGGCAUAAA
Molecule: messenger RNA, 1770 nt
Organism: Cucumis sativus (cucumber)
Lineage: Eukaryota; Viridiplantae; Streptophyta; Magnoliopsida; Cucurbitales; Cucurbitaceae
Product: cytochrome P450 71A1
Exons: 2
Coding region: 40-1626 (528 amino acids)
Molecular function (GO): monooxygenase activity; oxidoreductase activity, acting on paired donors, with incorporation or reduction of molecular oxygen; heme binding
Source: RefSeq, a predicted model, not a curated record